Messenger RNA from Sebastes umbrosus (honeycomb rockfish), 1886 nucleotides. Its product is annotated as cell surface glycoprotein CD200 receptor 1. Gene Ontology annotation, biological process: regulation of neuroinflammatory response. Gene Ontology annotation, molecular function: signaling receptor activity. The record is from RefSeq and is a predicted model, not a curated record. The transcript has 6 exons. NCBI's taxonomy places the organism in Eukaryota, Metazoa, Chordata, Actinopteri, Perciformes, Sebastidae. Bases 316 to 1191 code for a protein of 291 amino acids.
CGGUUUGGAGAUGGGGGGAAGAUGAAGAGGAAGGGAGGGAUUAGUUAGUCACAUGUCCUUUAUAUGUCUUUAUCAUGAAGGGUGUCAAGGAUGUUCAGUUUGUCUGGAUGGGGUGGAGAACUUGUUUUACUCCAACACUGAGCUCAUUCGGUUUAAAUAGAGAAAGUGAAAUUAGGGUAAAUGGCAUGAUAGCCCAGGCAAAACCUACGCAACUAAGUUCGAUGUAGACAGUGUUCAGGACUGACGAUUUAGUUAAAGACUUGAUGUGUUUCUUACUGGUUGCCAGUUUACAGAGGAACCUGAAGACAACUGGAGAUGAGGGACAUGGUGUGGAUGUAUGCUGCCGUCAUCUUCUUGUUGUCUGAAGCAUGGAGGGUGGAUGCAGUUGUCAGAAAUGCAGCUUUCCACCUGGGGAGUGAAGCCAACCUGACAUGCAGCAAUAAGACAUGGAAUAAGAUGCUGUUUAUUGUCUGGACAAUAGAAAUGAAAUCCAUAAAGCCAUGUGUGAUCUCCUCUGAUAAUAGUAGAAGCGAUGACGACUGCAUUGAUGGCAAAUCACUCCGAAACACAUCCAGAAAUCUGUCAUACCUCCACAUCCCAAACUUCUCAGAGCGUGACGUGGGGGUCUACAAGUGUGAGUCGGUUUACUCAGGGGGAAACGACCUCUAUGUGAUCCACGUGGAUAUCAUAGUUCCUCCCAAUAUAUCAGCCUGGUUAGAGCCUACGGGCAGCGAGAUGACGGCAGUGUGCAAAGCUGAAAGAGGAAAACCUGCUGCCAACAUCAGCUGGAGUCAUAUGGGAAACAUAAUGACUGUGGAAACAAAUAGCCCAGAUGGAUACAUUACAGUAGAAAGUCGCCUGAAGCUCCUCGAGGGAAUGGACACAGCUAAUCUGAGCUGUGCUAUCAGGCACCCAUACUGGGACGGGGAAAAGGUGGUGGUUUUGCCACAAAAUUAUGAAAAAGGUUAUUUUCCUUGGCUGUACGUCAUUAUUGUGGUAAUAGUUGUGAUUUUGGCAGGAUCUUUAUUUUUUGCCAUAAAGAAACUAAUAACAUUGAGGCGAUGCCGACAGUCCGUGACCCCUCCAUCCAAAUCUCCACCGCUAGACGACGUGGAGGAAGUGGAGCCCUAUGCCAGCUAUGUUCAACGUGUAAACUCUAUCUAUAACUCAUCUGCAGAUUUGUUCACAUGAACUCCUGCACAUGCAUCACGCUCACACACUGAAAUGCACAUCGUUGUGAGAAACUGAAGGCUGUGAAACUGAGAAAUGGGGUAAUAGUAAAGAGAGAGAGGAGAGUGAGAUGAAGACUUCCGAUACGAGAGGGAAGACUCUCAGGUUAAUUCUGACCUAAAACUAAGCUCUUGACUGAUGGAACAGGGGAUGUACCUGCUGUCCCACACUGGCUCUCAUGCACAGCACAUGCAGCCCACUCUGUGUGUGGGUGUCAUGGAGAACAUUACUAAUAACUACAAAUGCAAAGAGCAGCCGGAUUCAGCACGCCAAGUUACAGGACUUUUGAUGUUGUCACGAAAUAGGCUGGAAUUAUAUGAUCAUCAUUAUCAUAAUUAUUAUUAUAACACAUAUUUAUAGAUAAACUGUAAAGAGAUGCUCACAUUUGAAUGGAUUCUUGGUGAAGUCAACCUCAUCCGAUGAGAGAGUCACACUGUAAAGGACAGAGGGUGUCGUAUCCUGUACAGAUUGUUAAACCCUCUGAGGCAAAUUUGUGAUUUGUGAUAUUGGGCUGUACAAAUAAAAUUGACUUGACUUGACUUGAACCCAGGUGUAAAAUUGCCUCAAGAUAAUGAUGACAAGAUUAUGUGAAGUAUUCAUGUCUUAAUGUGUAAUUAUGUAAUUGCGUGUAUUAAACACACAUUUGGACACACUGA